AUGUCUUCUCCCUCCCCUCUUCGUAGUCUCUCCGACACCAUCGCCCAAGCUACGGCUGUCAUCGACGGUGCAUUCGAGGCUGCGAAGCUUCCCUUCCCAUCGCUUGACACGCCGUUCGACCCCCAGUCCCCUGCUGAAGCUCUAUUCGCGCAGCCCGAAGUCGCUCGCGCGGCCGAGACCCUCGUCCUGGCGGGAAAGGCUCUGUCCGCGUGCACCGUCAAACCUCAGCUUCUCGCCUUGCGCACGCCGCUCGCACAUACAAUCUCUGCCGCCCUGAACGUAGCGCUGGAGGGCUACGUCCCCGAGAUACUGCAUGGUCGUCCCGAGGGUGUGCCUGUGAAUGAGAUCGCCACCGUGAAUGGCCUUGAAUCAGGCAAACUCGGUCGCAUCCUGCGCAGGCUUGCCUCGAUACAUAUCUUUACCGAAGUCAAACCCAACGUCUUCGCCCACAACCGUCUUUCCUCCGUGUAUGAUACGGGCAAAUCUGUAGAGGACAUCCUGAAGAAGUUCUACUUCAUCUAUGACCAUCGCACCAGCAUAACUCACUACGUCAUCUUAGUCCAGUCGAGCGGCACACGGGCACCUCUGGAAUCGGCGCCCUCGCGACUCACGAGUAUUACGGACGAGAUUUUCAAGAGUGCUGCUCAUCUGCACGACGCUCUCAAGGAUAAGGAGUACGGCUUCUCCGACAAGAUCGAUAAAACAGCCUUUUCGUACGUCUUCAAAACCGGCAACAUAUGGGAGUGGUUCGAGCAGCCAGGCAACGAGCGUCGCCUUGCAACUUUUACCGCCGCCAUGAAGGGGGGCUCGAUCAGCGCGCAGAACCCUGACAACAUCUUGAAGACUCUAGAUUGGGCGUCGCUCCCUCAGGGUGCCAAAGUCGUUGACGUCGGCGGCGGUAUGGGGCAUGUUGUUAUCCCUAUCGCCAAGAGAUAUCCUCAGCUGCAAUUUGUUGUGGAGGACCGGCAGGCUGUGGUUGAGAAGGCGAAAGAGCACUGGAAGCAACACUUGCCCGCCGCCUCCGUCGAGAUGGUCCCACAGGAUUUCUUUGCCACGCAGGCCGUGAAGCAGCCCGCUGUCUUCACUCUCUUCCAUAUCAUCCACGACUGGGGCCGCACGGCGUCGAUCACAAUUUUGCGCCGCCUUCGUGAAGCCGCGGGUCCGGAUACGAAACUGAUCAUUGGGGACCAGAUUGCUCCCUACGCCUGCCCAGUCGACGUGCAACCGGUGCCUAAGGACAUCAAGGGCGCGGACAAGCUGUCGCCCCCCAUCUUGCCGCUUCUGGCGCCAGGCCGAGCGGAGAUGGCCUGUGUCGUGGAUAUGUCUAUGAUGAUCUGCCUCAAUGCAGAGGAACGCACGCUCAGCGGGUUCGUCGAGCUUGCGUCAGCCUCAGGGUGGAAGAUUGUCGAGGUCUGCACGAACGUCGGCAGCUUCGACGCACAUAUGGUCGCUGUACCCGUCUGAAGGCCUGUACAGCAUCGUCUUGAUCACUUAUAGAACAAUAGGAAUCCCAUGACGUCGCGCCUGAUUUCGCCUUUGCGAGUCGGCCGCUUUCGCAAGCACUCCCAAUCCCGAAGCACGUCAAAAGGGCAGCCGUCUCGACAAAUUCUGAUUACCUCGCGCGGCUGCGCACGCGAGAACGACCUCGUCAAGAAG
Molecule: messenger RNA, 1656 nt
Organism: Schizophyllum commune H4-8
Lineage: Eukaryota; Fungi; Basidiomycota; Agaricomycetes; Agaricales; Schizophyllaceae
Product: S-adenosyl-L-methionine-dependent methyltransferase
Exons: 9
Coding region: 1-1464 (487 amino acids)
Molecular function (GO): O-methyltransferase activity
Source: RefSeq, a predicted model, not a curated record